Molecule: messenger RNA, 3689 nt
Organism: Lytechinus variegatus (green sea urchin)
Lineage: Eukaryota; Metazoa; Echinodermata; Echinoidea; Temnopleuroida; Toxopneustidae
Product: protein phosphatase methylesterase 1-like
Exons: 13
Coding region: 39-1211 (390 amino acids)
Biological process (GO): protein demethylation
Molecular function (GO): protein methylesterase activity
Source: RefSeq, a predicted model, not a curated record
AGCCACACACUCAUAGAGCUGGAAUUAUUCGGAGUAAAAUGGCGUUGAACAAGCAAGUUCUGCUAAAGAAUACUAGUAGAUUACCACCAAUGCCUCCGAGAGGUGUGCCAGGAGGAAGGCCCUCGGGUGGUAAGCCUCAUGGAAUUGGAAGGAAACGAGACUUCACUCCCUUGCCAUGGAGCAAUUACUUUGACAGCUGUGAAGAUGUUGUACUCAAUGACAAUGAUAGUUUUAGAGUUUACAAGAAAGGUAAUGAAGGUCCAGUGGUGUUCUUUCUCCAUGGUGGAGGACAUUCAGCUCUUUCAUGGGCUUUGCUUGCACAACAGUUGACUGGUAUGGUGAAUUGUAGAGUAGUUGCUAUGGAUAUGAGAGGGCAUGGAGAUACCCAUACAUCCCAUUGUGAGGACCUUUCUGCCGAUACUCUGGCCAGUGAUAUUGGUGCUGUAAUAGGUAAGAUGUAUCCAAACAAUGACUGCCCUCCAAUCAUCUUAGUAGGGCAUAGUAUGGGCGGAGCCAUCGCUAUUCAUACAGCUGUCAAGUUUCUUGUUCCAUCUCUACUUGGCCUUGUGGUCAUUGAUGUUGUAGAAGGUACAGCAAUGGAUGCACUUCAGUCUAUGCAAAGCUUCUUAAGAGGUAGACCAAAACAGUUCAAAUCCCUGGAAUAUGCAAUAGAAUGGGCAGUUAAAACUGGUCAAAUCAGAAAUGUAGAAUCAGCAAGAGUUUCUAUGCUUGGGCAAGUUAAACCGUGUGUACAGUCACAAAACCCCACAGAAGUCAAUACACCAGUGCCUAGCAUGUCUAUGGAUGGUGUUAUUACAGAAGAAGGAGAAUCACAUGAGACGUUGCCUCAGAGUUCAACACAAGCAGCUGCAUCUUCAUCAAGCCAGGAAAGCCAUACUCCAUACACAUGGAGGAUAGACCUUGGUAAAACAGAACAGUAUUGGGCAGGUUGGUUCAGAGGAAUGUCAAAUCUCUUUCUUUCUUGUAAUGUUCCAAAGAUGCUCAUAUUAGCUGGUGUCGACAGAUUGGACAAAGACUUGACCAUUGGUCAGAUGCAAGGAAAGUUUCAGAUGCAGGUUUUACCUCAGUGUGGUCACGCAGUACAUGAAGACCAACCACAAAAGGUUGCUGAUGCUCUUGCAACUUUUAUAACAAGAAACAAGUUUGCAGAGGCUAUUGGCGGCUUUGAACAACCUUUCCCCUGCUGUUGAUGAGUCUUCUUGAAGAUGGGUCACACUCAACAAAAAUUCUGUUAUCUUGUUUUGAGCAAGAAGUGUUGUCAUCAUACUUUGAGAAGCAUAGGAUGCUGGCGUCCAAGAUGAAAUGAAUGCAAGUUUCUGGUAUUUCCUGGACUAUACCUUGAGGGAGGACAGCAUAAAGGAGUAACAUGAUAGCAAAUAUUGCUUACUAGUUGAAAAAUGCUGGAUAAUGUGCAGUGAAUGGAGAAACCAGCUGUAUGUCUCAGGAAUUAGGGAAGGAUGGGGAUGAAGAAGGCUAUCAGAUUGAAGUAAAAGUUUAUUCUUCUCAAGAUUAUCUUUAAUGAUUAUUGUAUGGAAGCCACUACAGCAUUUCAUAAAAAAAAAUUGUCUGUCAAUGUCUCGGAUAUGACAACUUUCUUUGAUUUUGAUUGUCAUAGAAGCACAGUUCCUGAGGUAACUGUCAGAUGAAACAAACUUUGUCGGAUAAAAUGUCUGGCAAGUCCUUUCAUGAAAUGCUCCCCUGUUCAUUCUUUGUCAGUCAGUACAGAGGACUGUGAGCAGUUGAUUACUUUUAUCCACGGUGGCUGCUGCAUGCUUUGGUGGGAUUUGGUUGAAAGUAGUGAACUAUUAUCUCAACUUCUGUAACUACUGCUUUAGAGCCUGAUGAAAAUACAUUUGAAAUAUCCUUUAUCAUUCAAAGGAGACUGAGAAAGAAAUAGAAGAGUGAAGUCAUUUAUCAAAUAUCAUUUGCGAAGAAUAAAAAAAGGAAUUAUCUAUUUUGUAUGGACAAAAUUUCCUUAACAUGAAUUCAAGUUUUUGCCCGAAAAUGGCUUAUAUGAAAUGCAUUUGUACUUGUACUCUUAAUACCACAUGCAAAUAGUACCAAAAUAUUGUAAGGGUUUUGGAAAUAUUAAUGUUGAUGGUAGGCCCAAGCUAUUCAUAAACUAUUUCUCUUGGAUAGACUUUUCUUGAUACAAGUGUGAAACUGUCACCUGGAGGAAAUGAUUGUAAAGAAAACAUUGCCUUUUGAUAUCCAUAACAUUUUUUGUAUUGAUUGCAGUGAUUUCUUUUUAAAUGUAGAAUAUGCAUGCCCUUUGUGUUGAAGAAAUGUGUGCAGGACGUUGCAUGAAACAAUCCUUAGUCCAAUGAUGAGAAGUAUUUCAUUAAGAAAUUGUUUGAGAGUUCUUAUGAUUUUGAUUGGCUGUUACAUUGUUACAUCUUACCAUGGUACAUGUAGUUGCCAUAAAUUAUAAGGAAUAAUAACUUUGACAGAAACAGUAGCUAGUGAUACUACACACAUUUCUUUUUACUACUAUUUACAAUGAAAUGUAAAUCAAUUUCAUACAUCGAAAAUGAAUUUAUUCUCUGUAAGUUGAUCAUCUACUUGGGCUUUUCAAUGAAAUCAAAGAAGUUACAAAAUGUUUUUGGUAUUGGCACAAUGGGCCUAGUAACAAGUGCAGAGCAGUUGCGAUAAAUUUAUGUGGAAAUUUAAUUUCAGACAUCUGGAUAUGAAUUGCAAAGCUGUGGUUUGUGUGAUUAAGGUAAAAAAUGAACUACCCACUACUUAAAUUAAAUUGCUGGAAAUAGUCUGACAAAAGAAACAAUGAUUGGAAGAAGUGUUAGGAAGCAGCAUGGCAUUGGACUAUUUAUUGAAAUUGUAGAAGUAUUUCCUCAUUAAAUUUGAAUUCUAAGAAUUUGCAUUGUCUGCCAGAAGACAUGCAUUGUCAUUCUGUAAUAUUAUGUACAUGAUUAUUGUUAUUUAUAUUACUUUUGUUAUAGCAUUGAUGAGACAAAUGAGGAGAUAUGUACAAUGCAAAUGAAUUUGAUAGCAUUUCUCUUGAUUUUAUUCAAUAAAAUCUCUUUUCAUCAAAUAUACCUGUGUACAUUUUAUAAAUGUACUCUGACUGUAGCACAGUUCAGUUCUCACACAAUAAGAACUCAUAAUAUAUAUAUUGGCUCAUUGAGAAACAGAAUUGUUUUAUGUUUACAGAUUUAAUACCUUUCUGAUUCUCAAAGAGAAUACUAUCUGUUCAGAGCCAGAAAGCUGUCAGCUAUGUUAAAAUAUAUGAAGUAUUGCCUUCUGGAUUCAAGCAGAUUCAAGCAUUUAGGGUGAUCAAGCAGACACAAGCUGUGAUCACAGAUUAUUUUUUUUAUAAUUUACAUGUAUAUUUUAUUUUGUUUUCCUCCUUGUCCCAUACGAUUCGAUUCAAUUUGAAUGCAUGCAUUUAUGAAGUGGUUGGAUGUGAUUGAUUCUAUUCACUGUAAUGUUUGAUUAUCAAACAAACUGACUACAAGGACAGAUUCACUAAUGGCUAGAAUCAAUUUUAAGUGAGAUACAAUCGUGUUUCUAAUAUUUUUAUUGGUCUAGCUGUUAGUGUAUUCCUAUACAAUAAUCCCAUACUUCUUGGUAUUGGCACUUCUGGGAAAUGAAUAAGAAACCAAUAUUAAUAUUCAUGCAAAUUGCAUAUCUCAUGAAUUAUUUUGGUCAAA